UGUGAAAAACGACUUUAUAGGUGUUGCAGUAUUCAAUCCGACAGUUAUUGGCGGGACAUUGCAGAGUUGUUUUGUAUGUUUUAAUUUAAUUUAAGUAAUAAAUUUCUUAGCAGUUACUUUAAUUCUAAACAAAUGGGUGAUAAAGGAGAUACAGAAACAUUCGAUGAUGCGGUGGAAGAGCGGGUUAUCAAUGAAGAAUACAAAAUAUGGAAAAAGAAUACACCAUUUUUAUAUGAUUUGGUUAUGACCCAUGCUUUAGAAUGGCCGUCAUUGACAGCACAAUGGUUACCAGAUGUAACACGUCCCGAUGGUAAAGAUUAUUCGGUACAUCGAUUGAUUUUGGGUACACAUACAUCGGAUGAACAAAAUCAUUUAUUAAUUGCCAGUGUUCAAUUACCAAAUGAAGAUGCUCAAUUGGAUGCCUCACAUUAUGACAAUGAAAAAGGAGAAUUUGGAGGAUUUGGUUCAGUAUCUGGUAAAAUUGAAAUCGAAAUAAAAAUUAAUCAUGAAGGUGAAGUAAAUCGUGCACGGUAUAUGCCACAAAAUCCAUGUGUUAUUGCAACAAAAACACCAUCCAGUGAUGUCUUAGUAUUUGAUUAUACGAAACAUCCAUCAAAACCAGAUCCAAAUGGUGAAUGUCAUCCAGAUUUACGUUUGCGCGGACAUCAAAAAGAAGGUUAUGGAUUAUCUUGGAAUCCAAAUUUAAAUGGUUACUUGUUAUCGGCUAGCGAUGACCACACAAUAUGUUUAUGGGAUAUCAAUGCAACACCCAAAGAAAAUCGAAUUAUCGAUGCGAAAACAAUUUUUACUGGUCAUACAGCUGUUGUGGAAGAUGUAGCUUGGCACUUAUUACACGAAUCAUUAUUUGGAUCAGUUGCCGAUGAUCAAAAAUUAAUGAUCUGGGACACAAGAUGUAACAAUACCAGUAAACCAUCUCAUACCGUUGAUGCACACACCGCCGAAGUUAAUUGUCUUAGUUUCAAUCCCUAUUCAGAGUUUAUCUUGGCAACUGGUAGUGCUGAUAAAACAGUUGCUUUAUGGGAUUUAAGAAAUUUGAAAUUGAAAUUACAUUCAUUUGAAUCGCAUAAAGACGAAAUUUUCCAAGUACAAUGGUCACCACAUAAUGAAACUAUUUUGGCAUCGUCUGGUACUGAUCGCCGACUUCAUGUGUGGGAUUUAAGUAAAAUUGGUGAAGAACAAAGUUCUGAAGAUGCUGAAGAUGGACCACCAGAAUUAUUGUUCAUUCAUGGUGGACAUACAGCUAAAAUUAGUGAUUUUAGUUGGAAUCCAAACGAACCAUGGGUAAUUUGUUCUGUUUCCGAAGAUAAUAUUAUGCAGGUAUGGCAAAUGGCUGAAAAUAUUUAUAACGAUGACGAACAAGAUACUGCUUCCGAAUUAGAUACUGCUUAGAAAGUAUUGAAUAUAUUUUUUUUGUAAGAUUACUCCCCAAAUAAUUGGCUAUGCACCAAGUGCAUUUAUAAUCAUAUAUUGAUUUAAUCACAUACGACAGAUAAUCAAAUUUUCCAACAAUGUUGUUGCUGAUAUCUGCUGGUCAAUCUUUAGACUGAAGAAAAUUCGAUGAUUUGACAGGAAAAAUAUUUCAUAAGCAUCAUAUUCAUUAUUUGUCGUUUGUGAGAUAAUUUGAGUGAUUGAAUUUUCAUACCUAAUUGUAAUUUUAAAAAUUUCUAUGAACAUUUUUAAUAUUAAUUUAAUUAUUAUUUUCUUUUAAAUAUACCGGUUGUCUUUGAACUAAAAUAAAUGCUCAAUAAUCAAAUGAAUGUUAGGGUGUGCCAAGUCUCUAGCAUCUGAUUGAACAUAUACACUGACAUUUAAGUACACUGUUGUCAAUAGAACAGCUGUCAUUAAUCAAAUUGUUUAAUUUGUGCUGUGCAAAAUUGGUGCAGUAGAAGGCAGUUUACAAAUAAUUCUGUGCUACUGGAAAAAUUUUUAUAAAAAUUUUAUGUUUGGUAUAAGAGAAAUUUGGAAAAAAACUCCUUGCGUCCAUAAAAAAAAGCUCAUGUUAAUUUUUCGAUUUUAUUUUUGAAAACGGUACAGUAGAUCGUUCUGAAAUUUUGUAUAUACGUUUAGUAGGGGCAUCGAGCUUAUGAGUGAUUUUUUAAAUCAAAAUCCUAAGUAAAUAAGCAUUAUGUCCAUAGUACCUUAAUGUUUCCCCGGAUAAUACUUUUUGCCUUCUUUUCUUCUCAUUUCCUGAUCGUCUUUAUCAUUCAAACUUUCUUUAGAUUCACUUUCCUUUAUUUUUAAUAGAAAUUCCUGACAAAAAAUUUAAAAGGAAAGUGAAUCUGAAAAAAGUUUCAAUGAAGGAAACGAUCAGGAAAAUGAGAAGAAAAGAAGACGAGAAAUAUUAUUCUGAAGGAACCUUGGUAGUUUACCCUCUAGUUAAAGUAGUUUAGCAAACUAUGAUGUUAUGAGAUCAAGCAUUUAGAUUACUGCCACCCCCGAUUUAGUUUUACGUAUUACUUGAUCGCAUGUUUGGUGUGCGAUGGAAUCGUAUUAUAUUAGGCGAAGCUCGUAUAAUAGGUAAAACUAAAUUGGGGGUAGCAAUAAUCUAAAUUCUGAAAAAUGCCUUUAGAAUUGAUGAAAACAUUUUGGGAUUUUUCCUAAUUCCAUAUUAUCAGUUAAAAAUCCCGCCAGCAGGUAUUAAAUUUUUCCAUAUUUAAGAUGCCGCGAAAAUGUUAAACUAAUGCCACACAAAGACAUGCAUUAUCAUUUUAAUUAUGGCGGGAACAAAAGACCUGUUGGAGAUAUAUUAGCUGAUGAUAUGUUAUUUAGAAAAAAACCGAACAAUGUUUUCAUCGAUUUUGAAGACAAUAGAGAUGAUUGAAAAAAAAUAAAAAGGAAAAUGAAUUUGAGGCAAAGCUCCAAUGGUAGGGGAGCCCAAGAGGGGAUUUGUGUAGUUACUCGAGCGCGUCAGAUUAAAACAUGGGGGGUUCCUUGGACCUUCCUCAGUAUCUCCACCAAAUAUUAGCCCUAAAUAUGGGGGGACCCGCGUAGGGCAGACGGUCAGAUUAGUAAAAACAAAAUUGCGAUAGGUAAAUUAACUCGAACGCGUUAGAUUAAGAUAUGGUGGAUUAAUUACAUGAUAAAAAAUGUAAAUUUCAAUAAUCUGAAAAAUUUUGAUCACGCUUGAGUUACUACGGAUAACGCAACUUUGCAAGCUUCCCAUUUCUUUUCGUCUCGCUUAAAUCAUCAGAUUAUUGGAAUGUACAUUUUUUAUCAUGUAAUUAACCCACCAUAUCUUAAUCUAACGCGUUCGAGUUAAUUUACCUAUCGCAAUUUUGUUUUUACUAAUCUGACCGUCUGCCCUACGCGGGUCCCCCCAUAUUUAGGGCUAAUAUUUGGUGGAGAUACUGAGGAAGGUCCAAGGAACCCCCCCAUGUCUUAAUCUGACGCGCUCGAGUAA
This is a messenger RNA of Chrysoperla carnea, 3421 nucleotides long. RefSeq names its product chromatin assembly factor 1 p55 subunit (gene Caf1-55). Gene Ontology annotation, cellular component: ESC/E(Z) complex; NuRD complex; nucleus. NCBI's taxonomy places the organism in Eukaryota, Metazoa, Arthropoda, Insecta, Neuroptera, Chrysopidae. The transcript is spliced from 6 exons. The record is from RefSeq and is a predicted model, not a curated record. The coding region runs from base 133 to 1410 and encodes 425 amino acids. Gene Ontology annotation, molecular function: histone binding. Gene Ontology annotation, biological process: regulation of gene expression.